AUGAACUGCUGCGCCUUUAUACUUCUCUUAGGUUCAGUCUUCACCCUUGGCCAUUGUGCUUUUCCAGCUGGUUCUUGUGAUGGAUACACAAACAAAAGUGACCCAUGGCGCAACCACUACUUCAGAAGUACCUUCAGUGGCUACCCAAACGACGAUGGAUAUUUUGUCAACAAAUGGUGGCGCUUCACAGGGAUUGGUGGAGACAGAAUCAUUAACUUCUGUAGUGGUGGCAGGAUGGGUGGGACCGAAUAUCCUAUUCAUGUUGGAUUUUCAUAUCCAACAACUGAAUCUGCAACUCCAACAAGAGGGACCGCAUAUGGUGUUCAUAGAUUCUGCAGUUCUUACGGGUUUAUAAUGAAUGUGGUCCUCUGUCCCGGGGAUUUCUACAUAUACAAACCAGAAAGUCAUCCACAUGGCAGUAUGGGUUAUGUAACCUAUCAUUCCACGUGUUCUCCAAACUCCUGUGGACCACUUGCUGAGUGUGUUUCUGGGGGGGGUUGUGCUUGCGUAUCUGGGUAUGAAAUCCCUUCAAACCACCAACCCACUGGACAUUCAUACGGAUGCGUUGACAUAGACGAGUGUAUGAGUACUGCUGGAAUUUGUGGUUCUAACUCCAAUUGUACCAACACCAUUGGAGCAUACCGCUGUACCUGUCUGAAGGGAUUCAACGCUACAAAUCCAGCAAUACCGCCUGGAAAUUCCAACAAAUGCAUAGAUAUUAACGAGUGUCUUGACAAUCCGUGUGGAGAUCAUGGAAGCUGUAACAACAAACAAGGAAGUUUUGAGUGUGAAUGCCAUGAAGGCUACCAAGUUGUACCCGACGCAAGACCUAUGUGCCAAGACAUCGAUGAAUGUUUCAACUCCACCAUCUGUGGCCUUGACUCAGUUUGCACCAACACUCCCGGCGCUCAUACCUGUGCGUGUCAACUGGGUUACACGCCGACUCAAACAGACGCAGAGCCCAGCGAGACCAACGUCUGUAUUGAUGUUGACGAGUGUGUCGAAGAGGCUACCAUCUGUGGUCCUGAUGCCAACUGCACAAACUCGAUCGGAUCCUAUCUCUGUACGUGCUUCCCUGGUUAUGGACUAAACAACCCAGGCGUGAUAGCCAGCGUAUCUAACCCAUGCACAGAUAUAGACGAGUGCAGUGAGCAGCUGGGAAUAUGUGGUAAACAAACAGUGUGCACAAAUGUACCGGGGACCUUCUAUUGUUCUUGUACAGAUGGAUUCUUCCCAUCCACAGGAAUUAUUUGGACGUUGGGAGUUUCAUUUUGUCAAAGUCUUCAGGACAUUCUAGAUGAGAUAAAACCCCCAGAGGGACAGACAAAAGAGAGAGCUUUUCUUGGCAAUAUGGAUCAACAACUGAAAGACAACGCAGGGAUAGUCUUACCAGGACCGACCGUGGAAAACAGCUUCUCGGCAUCUAUGGAAGUGUCGGGGGUUGGACCACGUGCCAGGUCAAUAAAAGUGAGUAGCACAGGCGAUGGGGAUACCGGCAGUGUGAUUCUGGCCCUCUCAGACCGUUUAGUGUCGGCGAUGGUGCUUCCAGGUCAGAACCAAACCAAGACCACUGUGAAGAGUUCAACAGUGGACUUAAGUCUUGAAACUAUUGGACCUGGAAACAAGAAUGGAGAGAGGUCUAUUCUCUCAGCUAAAGGAAACACCAUGCAGAUCAACCUGGAAAGUCUUGCAAAAAACAACAAUGAUUCUGCAGCAGCUGGCUUCAUGACAUUAAAUGGAAUGGAGAAUCUCCUCAGUCAUCAAUACUUUAAAACAGAAAACAGGACAGAGAUGUACUCGGAUGUCAUCACUGCAAUCCUGCCCUUAAUGAACAACACCAACCUCACGGAGCCAGUCAAUUUUACCAUCCAUCACAAGAAGCUGGUACCUGAAUCUGGUUUGGUAACCUGUGUGUACUGGAAGGACAAAACCCAGGAGACAGCAACGGGAGCAGGAAGUGACAAAGGAGGAGACGAGACUGAGAUGCAUUGGUCAGUCGAGGGCUGUUGGGUCGCAUACACCGAUGAAAACCACACAGUGUGCAGCUGCUCCCAUCUCUCCACCUUUGCCCUCAUCCUGCAGAUUGGGGAGCCUCCACCAGAGAGUUCUUUCUUAGAUUGGCUAAACCGGAUGUGUGUGUUUGUCGGACUGUUCUUCUUUGCACUGGCCAUCCUCACCUUCUUGCUGUGCAGCUGGAAUCCCAAGAUCAACAACACAGCACGCCUGCACCUUUGUCUCAGCCUCGCUUUGUCUCACCUACUGCUGCUGUGGAAUGACAGAUAUGUUGAAGAUGAGCUGGCCUGCACUGUCAUGGCUGGGCUUCUCCACUUCUUAGUUGUUGCAAGUUUUAUGUGGAUGCUGCUGGAGGCGCUGCAGCUCCACCUGCUGGUCCGGAGGCUCUCUAAGGUGCAGGUCAUCCAGAGAGAUGGCCUCCCCAGGCCACUCCUCUACCUGAUCGGCUAUGGGGUUCCAUUUGUCAUUGUGGGUAUUUCUGCACUGGUGUAUUCUGACGGAUACGGCGCUACGGAGGCGGAGGUGUGCUGGCUUUCACGGACACGCAGCUUCAAUUGGGCCUUAACGGGACCAGUGAUUACUGUCCUUGCACUUAACUGCAUCCUGUUCUGUGCUACUUUAUGGAGUCUAAGACCCACCUUGGCCAACAUGAAGAGCGAUGUCUCUCAGUCCAAAGACACGAGGUUGAUUGUGUUCAAGAUCCUGGCCCAGUUUGUCAUACUGGGCUGUACCUGGAUUCUGGGCCUGUACCAGUCUAAUCUCUUCUUUCAGGUGCUUUUCAUAAUCCUGAACUCCCAGCAGGGCACGUUCCUCUUCAUCGUCCACUGCCUGCUCAAUAAGGAGGUGCGAGAGGAAUACAUGAAAUGGCUGACCUGUUCCUUCAAUAAGCCCAGAGAAGGAGGAUCCGUGAAAGAUGCCCCGUCAGUGUCCGAGGACUUUGACAAAGCUGAAGAACAGACGGGCUAAUGGUGAUCAAAUGAAGACAGAAGAGACAUACAAACCUUGUAUAUGUGUGUGUAUAUGUGUGUGUG
Molecule: messenger RNA, 3044 nt
Organism: Scophthalmus maximus (turbot)
Lineage: Eukaryota; Metazoa; Chordata; Actinopteri; Pleuronectiformes; Scophthalmidae
Product: adhesion G protein-coupled receptor E1-like
Exons: 23
Coding region: 1-2979 (992 amino acids)
Biological process (GO): adenylate cyclase-activating G protein-coupled receptor signaling pathway; cell surface receptor signaling pathway
Cellular component (GO): membrane
Molecular function (GO): calcium ion binding; G protein-coupled receptor activity
Source: RefSeq, a predicted model, not a curated record